Molecule: messenger RNA, 1233 nt
Organism: Pochonia chlamydosporia 170
Lineage: Eukaryota; Fungi; Ascomycota; Sordariomycetes; Hypocreales; Clavicipitaceae
Product: salicylate hydroxylase
Exons: 1
Coding region: 1-1233 (410 amino acids)
Molecular function (GO): FAD binding; monooxygenase activity
Source: RefSeq, a predicted model, not a curated record
AUGUCCAUCCAAGACGUAUCCAUCAUCGGCGCCGGUCUCGCAGGCCUCACCCUCGCCCUCGCCCUCCACGCCAACUCCAUCCCCGUAACAGUCUACGAAUCCCGCCCAGCGCCCCUCAACAUCGGCGGCGCAGUCAUGCUCUCCCCCAACGCCCUCAAAGUCCUCGACGCCCUCGGCCUCUACGACACCAUCAAACAGAAAGGUUAUAACUUUGACCUCCUACACUACCGCGACGCCGAGGGUCACCUCCUGGAAACAUAUGAAUUUGGCGGCAGCCAAAAAUACGGCUACGACGGCCUACGAAUCUAUCGAUACGUCCUGAUCGACGAACUAGUAGCUGCGUUGAAGCUGCGCGGCGUAAAAGUAGUGUAUGGCGCCAAGUUCUCCCACGUCGUUGAAGAUACACCCUCCUCCGUAACAUUUGCACUUACAGACGGCAAAACCGUGAGGACAUCCCUUCUCGUCGGUGCAGAUGGCAUCCACUCCGUCGUCCGAAAGCACUUAUACCCCGAUUUACGCACCAAAUUCAUCGGCAUGGCGGGCAUUACGGCCGCCGUACCGACAUCUCAGCUCCAACUACCAGAGGGCUAUCACAUCCCCGUGACAAUUACAUCCCCCAAGGGCGCAUUUGUAAUCGCCCCCCAGCAAGUCGACGGCUCGGAAGUCCUCAUCGGGAAACAAAUGCGCGUGCCGCUGGAUAUAACCGCCACGCCAGGCUGGGACCGCGACUUCGUAUCCGACAAGCAGUCUGCGAUUGCGUUCUUGCAGUCGAACAAUGAUGACUUUCCGGACUUUGUGAAGAAGGCGACUUCGGCAAUCGACCCCGCCAAGGUGAAUAAGUGGCCGUUCUUCGUGGUUCCCAAGUUGGACAGGUGGGUGUCUGAGACGAGAAGGGUUAUUAUACUGGGUGACGCGGCGCAUGCGAUUCCUCCUUCUGCAGGACAGGGGAUUAAUCAGGCCUUUGAGGAUGUGUACAUGCUGGCGCUGAUAUUGGGCGAGAGGGAGAGGGUUAGGGAUAUGAAAGCGGCGUUGGGUUUCUGGCAGGAGUAUAGGCAGAAGAGGGUUGAUAGGAUUCUGGAGCUGAAUGCGCAGAUUGAUCAGAGGAGGAUGCCGAGGGAUGAUGAGGUUGUUGGUGAGGCUAGCGGGUUUGAGAAGGGUGCGUUUGAGUUGGGGUGGUUGUAUAGGCCUGAUUUUAAGGCAGAUGUGGAGGAGUGGCUGAGGAGGGAAGUGUGA